This is a messenger RNA of Nematostella vectensis (starlet sea anemone), 2226 nucleotides long. Its product is annotated as F-actin-monooxygenase MICAL1. Gene Ontology annotation, molecular function: actin filament binding. Gene Ontology annotation, cellular component: plasma membrane; actin cytoskeleton. NCBI's taxonomy places the organism in Eukaryota, Metazoa, Cnidaria, Anthozoa, Actiniaria, Edwardsiidae. Gene Ontology annotation, biological process: actin filament bundle assembly. The record is from RefSeq and is a predicted model, not a curated record. Bases 166 to 1611 code for a protein of 481 amino acids. The transcript has 10 exons.
GCAACGAACGCCUGGGAGAAAUUGUGUUGUCACACUUCAAAAAUAUUUUUAUUUUUUAUUUAUCCCCAGAAUUUUCUCCCCUAGUUUGUACCGAGAUGACAAGAAAAACAACAAGAAGAAAAAGAUACGCCAUUUUUGCUAGAAGCACAGGUGGAACUUUUCCUGAUGGAUACAUCUGUAAAACUUGGACACCAUGACAGUAACAAAGCAAGAAAGAGGCUCCCAGAAAUUCCCCCAGAGGAGUUGGCUUUGCAUGGCGGGAAAGAGACAGCAGAUGGUCAGAUCAAACCCCAAGGCCUCCCCCCUGAAGUUCAGGCCAACAUUCGGCGUCGACAGUUUAAGAGUAGCAUCCACAAGAGGUCAAGGUCAUUGUCUGGAUUGGAGGGGAUUGAUUUCUAUUUGGAUGUGGACCCUAAGCAAACUCCCAAUCAAGAGGAGGUUAAAGAGAGUAAUUCUUCCAUACGGAAUGACAAAGAGAACAUUGCCAUGUCAUUGCCUAAUACACCAGUUAUCCAAAGACGGAGCAGCACAGGAAAUCAAUUGUCCAAAGAAGACAAAGAUCAGGAAAUUUUGAAGGAGCUUCGCUGGCAUUACAAACAGUACAUCAGAGCUUCCAAGCGAAAGAAGGAAAAGAUAAGUCCAAGUGGUGAACCUCGUGUUGUUGGGGCUGUACAGGCUGUCCUUAGUGAGACAGCAGACAAAAAGCAAUCGUUUGAAUCGAACCGCUGCGACAGCUGCGGCAAAUCUGUAGAUAUCCUUGAGCGUGUAGCAGUCGAGAACCACGUGUUUCACAAGGCUUGUUUUGUGUGCGCCAUAUGUAACGUCUGGUUAAAUCACUUUAACUACUGCUUCGUGCCAGACCACGACAAGUUCUACUGUGUUCAACAUUAUCAGGACAUAGAGAAUGCCACAGAGGGGCUGGGUAGUGGCGAGAUACGAAAGGCGAUGGGUAUCGGCCCGGGUGUCCAACAACAGUUCAAGUUUACACCAGAUGUGAAGAGUGGUGGCAAGGAGGAUAAAACGGCGAACCGAGUACAGAAUUCUCUCAAGAUUAUGAAGGAGAAGAUCGCACUGCUCAGCAAACGCGGCAAGAAACUUACAAAGAGAUCAGCAAAACUCAAGACAGAGUUCCUAAAGUGUAAUAAUGACGAGGAAAAACGGAAGAAGUUCUUUGAAUGGUUCGACGCAGAACAUGAGAAAAACACGACCGUGCGGCGAGAAGCAGAACUUACGUUUAAGGUCCGGGAGACGGAGCUGUCUGAAAAGUACCACGAGCUUGAAAAACAACUUCGUGUCAUCUCAGAAAAAAGCGAAAACACAAAGACAGAAUAUGACAAGUCAAAAGAAAAAGAGCUGUUACAGGAAAUGCUUGUAGUGGUGGAGAAGCGCGAGCAACUGAUUGCCGAAAUGGACGAGUCAAAACACAGAUACAUGGAUGAGGACAAAGACUUGGAGAGGCAAAGUGAAGAAAUAGGUGUAAACAGACCAGACUUAAUUAAAGAUGCCACAGCGGCAGACAAAGAUGCCCACAAAGUUUCAAGUGCUGUCAGUCGUGCACCGUCCACAGUCAAGAAGCAGUCACUCAUGUGUCCGGGAUGUACUCUUUUCUAGUUUAGACACCACCAUCAGACAUCACAGUUAGUUCUUUAUCUCACCACCAAGAAGCAGUCACUAAUGUGUCCAGGUUGUACUCUGCUUUAGCUUAGACAUCAAGACACCACCAUCAGCUUCUAGUCUAGCCAGUUUAGGGUGUAAUAUAUUCUAGCUAAGAUAUCUACUGUAGAAACCACACAGGUGUGUGCCCAGAUUUGCUGAGGGGGGUACACAGUCAAAGGUAUCAUAUGGAAAAAGGAUAGUAUUUGCAAAGAUCCUUUAAUAAGAAGGACUUUUGAGCGGUUAAGGGGGUGUGCGUGCACCACCUCCAAAACAACUGUCCAAGAAACAUUUUUGUGUCGCUUGAGGAUUUGGCACUCUCUACAGGUUUUUUGGGGUAGCAUAACAAGGAGAAAUGCUGCAUGCCGCAGACUAUAUGUCUUCUAGUUUAGCCAGGCCUUUUAAAAGGAGUAAAACUCUUACUGGAGCAAUCAUUUGGAAACAAGCAUGGGUAUGGGUAUGGAGAUUUUCAAAAUAGCAAAAUAAUAUGGAUUUUUUAAUUGUGGGUUUUUAGAGGCAUACUACAGUAUUUUCAUUCAGAUUGGAGUUACAAUAAAUUUAAAUCUAUUGGAA